Molecule: messenger RNA, 1516 nt
Organism: Bursaphelenchus xylophilus (pine wood nematode)
Lineage: Eukaryota; Metazoa; Nematoda; Chromadorea; Rhabditida; Aphelenchoididae
Source: the annotation of a GenBank genome assembly
AUGUCAUUGGAAAAAUGCUUAAGGGAGUACUUUAAGAUCUACUACAGACAACAGGACGCUUUCGAUCGCCAAAAGAAGAAACCUUCGGCCAGGGUUUUCACUUAUGAAACUCCACAACUCACUGAAGGUAGGUUGCUUACAAUACUUUUAUUUACCCUUAGGUCGUCGGCGUUUUCUUGCAACGGACCUGGAGAAGUUUGUCGCUUGUUACAAGUCAAUCAGAUGUGGCAGACACUUCUAUGAGCUUAUUCAGGAGAACCGUCCUUGUCGUCCUUAUUUUGAUCUUGAAUAUUACAAACGGUUCAACGUUUAUGAAGACCCCAAACAGCUUGUAACGGAUUUCAUUGAGGUCGUUUGCCGUCUAUUUAAGAGCAGACUUAAUGUCGUGGUGGACCCCACUGAUUUUCUUAUUCUGGACUCCUCCUCAGAUGAUAAAUUCUCGGCUCACAUUAUAAUACACUUCAAAGAAAAGGUUCUUCUGCCUUGUAAUACAGCCUUUAAAGGUUUUGUCAACAGUUUGUGCACAACCUUGGCAGAGGAAAGGAAGUGUAUCAUCAGGAAUGAGAGCAAGGAGACUUUUCUUUGCGAUCAAUCUGUUUAUACAAAGAAUAGAAACUUCCGAUUAUUCUAUAGCUCCAAGUGUGGAAAGAAGGAGAAAUUAGUGUAUGCCAGUUACUGCAAUUUUUAUCGUAAGUAAAUGCGAUGAUACGAUUAAUAUUGAUUUAGAAUCCCGAGGGAUAACUUCUCCAGAUACCACUUCUAUGUUUUAUGAUUCGUUGGUUAUUCCAAAGGAAUACGAAGAGUACGGUGUCCUUGAUUUGAAUCAACUAGAAGGAGUUAAUCCGAUUUGUCGUCCUUUAUUUUCCAGUAAGUUAUUUUAAUUUAUAUCUUUAUGUUUUAGUAAAUACGACCGUUGACGUCAAAGCUCCGCACAAUGUGGCGUCGAAUUGUGGAUCAUCGCCAUUCCCUUUAAUCGAUCGGUUUGUUACCGGGAUUCUUUCUCGGUAUUGUCCCAAUGUUCAAGUAUCCAAAUGGAGCUUGCUUUAUACAAAAGAAUACGAUCGAAGACGAUUACAAUUACAAUUUCGAGGUUGUAGAUAUUGUUUCAACAUGGGCCGGGAGCACAAAAGUCAAAAUAUCUACUGGAUUGUGGACCUGAAUGACUUCCGAGCGUACCAAAAAUGUUUUGAUAUAGAUUGUAAACAUUUCAUAUCCAAUUUCUUUGCCGUCCCAGACGAUGUGAAAAAAGCUUGUGAAUCCAAGAUUGGUGAGUACUCAAGAUUGGUUGUUAUUAUUAUUUGCAGAAACCGUGUUCAAAGUGUAUGGUCACAAAGAGCUGAGUCAGCAUCCUCCUCAGUUGGCUGAGUCUCAAAAAGAAAAUCCGGAAUCAGCCAAAAGAAAGCGCCGAUCUUUCUACGAUCCGGAGACUGACCAGGUCGUCAUGUUCCAAAGAACUCCAAAGAGAAACCAAUGCAAUAACACUUUGGAUGAGACUCUCGUAAUCACAAUCGACUAA